Messenger RNA from Parnassius mnemosyne (clouded apollo), 1194 nucleotides. The record is from the annotation of a GenBank genome assembly. Lineage: Eukaryota; Metazoa; Arthropoda; Insecta; Lepidoptera; Papilionidae.
AUGAUCACGAAGUUUCUGAAAAGCUUAGAAGACCCAAAUAGGCCAUUAAUUGGCCCUAAUUACUGGAUUUUAAGAAAAAUGGGUCUAAUUCUACCAGAAAACAAAUUAGGAAAAGCUUUGUAUAUUUUUUUACACGGGUUUGCCUCUUUUUUCGUGCUCACCCAAUAUAUGGAACUGUUCGCCAUUAAGUCGAGCUUAGAUCUGGUGCUAACCAACUUGAAGAUAUCAAUGCUGAGUAUAGUAUGCAUUGUAAAGGCGAAUACCUUUGUAUUUUGGCAAGGAAAAUGGAGGGAACUCUUCGAUUAUGUUUGCAAAGCUGAUAAAUAUGAAAGAGAUAGCAAAGAUCCAGUAAAAGCUAGAAUUGUCGAUUCAUAUACGAAGUAUUGCCGUCGAGUGGUACACUUUUAUUGGAUCUUGAUAUGCAUGACCGUCGUGACAGUGGUAAACACACCAUUACUAAUGUAUUUGUCUUCGUCAAACUAUCGGAAAGCCUUACACAAUGGCACAGAAUUGUUUCCCCACAUAUUUAGUUCGUGGGUACCAUUUGAUAAGUACAAUCCACCAGGUUCCUGGAUAAUGAUUCUAUACCACACCGUGAUGUGCAUUUACGGGGGUGGUAUUAUGGCGGCAUACGAUACCAGCGUAAUGGUCAUUAUGGUGUUCAUCGGUGGGAAAAUGGACCUGCUCCGGGUGCGGUGCAAGCAAAUCUUUGGUACCAACGAUUUAGGCGUCGAUGACAAACAAGCUGAAGCAAAUAUACGAGAGUUACACGAUAUCUACGUCCUUUUAAUGAAGAACUCCCAAUUGUUUAACUCCUUGCUGUCUCCUGUGAUGUUCUUCUACGUAAUUAUGUGUUCGUCGGUGCUUUGUUUUAGUGCAUUUCAACUAACCUCCGCCAACGACGCAACGCAGAAACUGCUAAUGGCGGAAUACUUAGUGUUCGGAAUCACACAGCUGUUCUUGUUCUGUUGGCACAGCAAUGAUGUUCUCGUGAAGAGUGGCAAUGUAACGUUUGGGCCAUAUGAGAGCGAGUGGUGGACGGCAGGUCUCCGGCAGCGCAGGAAUAUACUGCUACUCGCAGGACAGCUAAGGCGUGUUCAUAUGUUUACCGCCGGCCCGUUCACCAACCUGACACUUUUGACAUUUAUUACGAUUCUUAGAGGGGCCUACAGUUAUUACACGCUACUUAAAUAA